Messenger RNA from Zingiber officinale, 360 nucleotides. Its product is annotated as plasma membrane ATPase 2-like. Gene Ontology annotation, molecular function: ATP hydrolysis activity; ATP binding; P-type proton-exporting transporter activity. The record is from RefSeq and is a predicted model, not a curated record. NCBI's taxonomy places the organism in Eukaryota, Viridiplantae, Streptophyta, Magnoliopsida, Zingiberales, Zingiberaceae. The coding region runs from base 1 to 360 and encodes 119 amino acids. Gene Ontology annotation, cellular component: plasma membrane. Gene Ontology annotation, biological process: proton transmembrane transport; regulation of intracellular pH. The transcript has 3 exons.
AUGAUUUUUCCUAGACCAGAAUACAAGUAUGAGAUUGUGAAGAAGUUUCAGGCAAGGAAGCACAUAUGUGGGAUGAUAGGUGGAGUGAAUGAUGCCCCUGCUUUGAAGAAGGCUGAUAUUAGUAUUGCUGUUAUUGAUGCAACAGAUGCUGCCAAAAGUUCUUCUAAUAUUGUUCUUACCGAACCUGGUCUUAGUGUCAUCAUCAGUGCUAUUUAUGUUGUCUCUAUCACUAUACGGAUUGUUCUUGGUUUUAUGCUUAUUGCACUCAUACGGAAAUUUAACUUCUCACCAUUCAUGGUUUUACUUAUCGCCAUCCUAAAUUUGCUACAGGAAUUAUUCUCGGCAGUUAUUUGGCACUGA